GAUGGAUAGAUGGUUGGAAAAUAAAAAUACAAAAUGAAUUAGUCGAGUUCCCCCCUUUUGAAAUACAUGUAGUCUCAUUAAAAAAGAAACCCCUUGUUAUUCAAAAAUAAAUAGAAAAAUUUAUUAAAAAUUGUUAAAAGAGUGAUGAAAUUUAUAAUUCUAAGAAAAUAAUAAAUUUAAAAAAAAGGGGGAAAUUUAAGUGCGAAUUAAAAGUCCUUCCGCAAGGACGACAUUAAAUCAUAAGAAAAACAAAAAUCGAAAAGAAAUUUUUAUAGUUCAAUUUUAUUCAUCAUCUUCUUCUUCCCGUAGUCGUCGUCGUCGUCUAGUAAAAUUAUACCUACAAACCUACCUACCUACAUAUUUUAUAAGUCAAGUGAAGAAAAAUAUCCCUAAUUGUUCGUUGUUGGGACUGUCGUCUCGUUCACACUGCCGGGGUUUUUAUUCGCUCUUUAUUUUUAACAAAUAUAUAACUAUCUCAUAUUUAUGUGUAUAAAAUAAAAACAAAAGUAGAAUUAUAUGAUUCGUCGUGUGUUCAAGAAAUUGAAGAAUUAAAAGAAUAAUAAUAUUAAAUAAAAUAAAUCCAAUCUAAAAGAAGGUAGCUUUAAAUACUCCAAUCUACUCUACUCUAAUCUCCUACACUUGUGGAUUUUACCGCGCGCCUACUUUUGGUUGAAAAGUGGUUAAAUAAUAGAAAAUACCUUAAGAAGAAUUAAAUCAAAUAAAAUCGCCAAAAUUGUUUUCAAAUAAAUUUACAAACCCACGAAGUUAUGAAUAAAAAAGUUACAAAUAUUACAAAAUUGUUGUCUUAAUGAAAAAUAUAAACGGUCAACAACAAGUUUUAAGUAACACAAUGCCAGCUAUGCCAAAAGAAAAAUCCACACCCGUAUCGUUGAGUGAGAGUAAUUUCUCAGAAUUAGAAAAAAUGAAAGAACAAUUGAUGAUGGCCACAUCAACUCAAUCAAAUGUACCAACAUCAAAUUCAACAAAUAAUAGCAGCAGAUAUGGUGGCGUUGGUGAUCAUCAUCAUAAUCAUCAUCAACAACAACAACAAUCACAUCACAGAAAUAGUGUUUGUGGAUGUGGUGCUAUAUCAGCGCCAAUUGAAACAUUAAAUCGGAUACCAUCGGUUUUGACAGCUUCAACAGUUUCUGCUUCAAAUGGAACAACCUCAUGUUCAACAACAAUAAACACAACAACGACUUGUUCGAGAAGCAAACAACUUCAACAUCAUCAUCAUAAUCAUCAUUCAAAUCAUCAUCAACAACAAAAGCAGCUAAAUGGAAAAACAAAUCUCACAACAGACUCAAAUAAACUAUCAUCAUCAGGUUUAUCACAAACAACAACAACAACAUCAUCGUCUUCAUCAUCAUCACCAAUUAAAACAUCAACAACAACAAAUAAUACAACAUCAACAUCGCCAGCAUCAUCAUCAACACCUCCAACAGCAGGAACAACGCCACCAAAGAAAUCACCAAAUGAUUUUGUAUUUGGCAAAGUUAUUGGUGAAGGAAGUUUUAGUACGGUCUUUUUGGCAAUGGAUGUUCAUACAAAACGUGAAUAUGCAAUUAAAGUGUGUGAAAAACAACACAUCAUCAAAGAACGCAAACAAGAGUACAUAAGACGUGAACGUGAAGUCAUGAAUGUUAUGACCAAUGUGCCUGGUUUUGUGAAUCUCUCAUGUACGUUCCAAGAUAAUCGUUCAUUAUACUUUGUUAUGACCAUUGCCAAAAAUGGUGAUCUCCUGCCGUAUAUAAAUAAAGUUGGUUCCUUCGAUUUGGACUGUACGCGUCAUUAUGCUGCCGAAUUAGUAUUAGCCUGUGAGAAUAUGCACAAACGUAAUAUUGUGCAUCGUGAUUUGAAGCCCGAAAAUAUUCUACUCGAUGAAAAUAUGCAUACACUGAUUGCAGAUUUUGGUUCAGCGAAGAUAUUAGAUAAUGAAGCAACAUCAACAUUAACAGUUCCAACAUCAUCAUCAGCAUCAACCAACUCACAACAACAAACAUCAUCAACACCAUCAUCACCUGCUUCAAGAUCAUCAUCGAUUGAAAAUAAUCAACAACAGCAACAGGGACCUGGUAAUUUUCGUCGAAGGAAAAAUAGUUUUGUUGGUACCGCCCAGUAUGUAUCACCUGAAGUGCUCCAAAGUCAACCCAUCCACCGAACAGCCGAUUUGUGGGCAUUGGGUUGUAUAAUAUAUCAAAUGAUAUCUGGUUUACCACCAUUCCGUGGCAACAAUGAAUUUAUGAUAUUCAAAGAGAUUCUCAAUUGUAAUUUGGAAUUCCCAGAUGGUUUUGAUAAAAAUGCCGAAGAUCUAGUCAGAAAGCUAUUGAAGCUAAAUCCAAAUGAAAGAAUUGGCGCCCAUGAUAAGAUUGGUUGUUAUGAGAGUAUACGAUCACAUCCAUUCUUUGAGGGUGUUGAUUUUGAUGGAAUUCGUGAGCAAGUACCACCAACGAUAUAUCCAUAUUUGCCAGGUGUUUCCAAAGAUGAAGAAUUCCGUAGUCAAUAUCGUGUUCCAGAUGAUUUGGAACCUGGUCUAGGUGAUCGACAAUUGACACGAUUGUUAGGCAUGGAAUUGGGAACAUCUAUGGAUGGUUAUGAAAUAGAGCGAAAGACUGUUAGAAAAAAUAUAUUUGAUCUGUCCGAUAUUGAAAAACAAAAACGCCUCGAACAACAAAAGUCUGACAAAUGGCAUCCAUUUGCCAAAGGUGAAGUUAUCCUAAAGAAAGGUUUUGUUAAUAAGCGAAAAGGAUUAUUUGCUAGACGUCGUAUGUUAUUGCUAACAACUGGACCACGAUUGAUUUACAUCGAUCCGGUGCAGAUGAUUGAAAAGGGUGAAAUUCCAUGGAGUUCAGAAUUGACAGUUGAACCUAAGAAUUUUAAAAUCUUCUUUGUGCAUACGCCCGAUCGAACAUACUAUCUUGACGAUCCUGAAGGUUAUUCUCUUGAAUGGGUAAAUGCCAUUGAAAAUGUCCGUAAUGUAACAUAUAGUAACGAUCAACAAGACUCAAAUAAAAAAACAUCAUCGUAACUUCAGAAAAAAA
Messenger RNA from Eupeodes corollae, 3041 nucleotides. It is a transcript of the gene Pdk1, whose product is annotated as 3-phosphoinositide-dependent protein kinase 1. The transcript is spliced from 6 exons. Bases 809 to 3028 code for a protein of 739 amino acids. Gene Ontology annotation, molecular function: protein serine/threonine kinase activity; ATP binding. Lineage: Eukaryota; Metazoa; Arthropoda; Insecta; Diptera; Syrphidae. The record is from RefSeq and is a predicted model, not a curated record. Gene Ontology annotation, biological process: peptidyl-serine phosphorylation; intracellular signal transduction.